GUCCCCACCCCCGCCGCCGCUGCCGCGAACCCCGUGCUGCUACUUUGCUCCACCUCCAACUGCGCGUCGUGCACCUCGUUCGCGACCACCAACCUCGGGUUCGGCAACUGCUUCUUCGCAGGCAACUUCGUCUCGGUUGGGAUCAGCAACCCGAAUAACGUUUUCCACGUGGAUAUCGACAUCGCGCCCGCCAACUGUACCAACUGGGUCGAGAUCCCGCAGGACAACGUCUGUUUCAACAUCAAUGGAGGGCCGUUCACGCAGUAC
Molecule: messenger RNA, 267 nt
Organism: Epithele typhae
Lineage: Eukaryota; Fungi; Basidiomycota; Agaricomycetes; Polyporales; Epitheliaceae
Exons: 1
Source: RefSeq, a predicted model, not a curated record